Molecule: messenger RNA, 443 nt
Organism: Bubalus bubalis (water buffalo)
Lineage: Eukaryota; Metazoa; Chordata; Mammalia; Artiodactyla; Bovidae
Gene: MTLN
Product: mitoregulin
Exons: 2
Coding region: 43-213 (56 amino acids)
Biological process (GO): positive regulation of mitochondrial membrane potential
Cellular component (GO): mitochondrial inner membrane
Source: RefSeq, a predicted model, not a curated record
CCGCCGCCCCGCCGUAGCCGCGCUGCACGCCCCGGGUUCGCGAUGGCGGACGUGUCCGAGAGGACACUGCAAUUGUCUGUACUGGUGGCCUUCGCCUCCGGAGUGCUCGUGGGCUGGCAGGCAAACCGGCUGCGGCGGCGGUACCUGGACUGGAGGAAGAAGAGGCUGCAAGAUAAGCUAGCGGCGACGCAGAAGAAGCUGGAUCUGGCCUGAGAUCCCCGCCCUGUUGGUCCCUGCCGACUCCCGCGCGACCACCUCGAGGGCAUCUAGCCUGUCCCGUGCGGGGCCUCGGCCAUAGCUAGACCCGUCUCACGCCCUGCGCCCGCAGUGCCAGGCUUGUCUUGGAGUUGCUCAUUGAAGAUGGAUAUGGAGAACUGGAGAGAAAUAAUUCUCCUUGCACUUUAUGAAUCAAUUUUAUUUUUAAAAUAAAAAAUGUAAACGUA